Cercospora beticola is the source of this 3070-nucleotide messenger RNA. Its product is annotated as ferric reductase family protein. NCBI's taxonomy places the organism in Eukaryota, Fungi, Ascomycota, Dothideomycetes, Mycosphaerellales, Mycosphaerellaceae. The record is from RefSeq and is a predicted model, not a curated record. Gene Ontology annotation, biological process: iron ion transport; intracellular iron ion homeostasis; copper ion import. Gene Ontology annotation, cellular component: plasma membrane. Gene Ontology annotation, molecular function: ferric-chelate reductase activity.
UGGCUGCGACGCGCUGCCACCACUUCCACUCCCUCGCCCGCCCUUCACUCGCCCUCACGCACCUGCACCUGCUGCCGUCGCUCUUUCCCUCCAUCUAUCUGCUGCAAACUCCCGUGGGGCCUCGAUCGGUGGGCCGCUCGCACUUCAGCCGGAACCGCCACUGCCGCUAACCGCAGUCCACAUAGCUGCGCUCCGUGCACCACCCAUUGUCGCUGGGGCCCGCGUCUCUCCUUUCCGCAGCAAUCUCCAGUUCAUUAUCACUGCCUCUCUCCCACUCCACACAAUGGCACAAUAGCCCUCCGUCAGGGCCUCGGGCGCGUGGCCGAUCUAUUGCCUCCCAUUGACUCCAUUCACCGCCGCCGUCCACUGCACGCGCCAUUGCAGACCCCCGACACAGCAUUGUCUACAACCUCACCGACUCGGCCGCGCAUUCACAGACGACCUCCGCGUCCCACGCUCGUUUAGCAGUCAUAUCCUUCGCAUCCCCGGCGCCGCGAGAUCCCAGAAAACCGCUCCCUACCUCCAUCGGAAGGACUGCACUGUACCCGGCCACGACUUCUGGUGCGAACCAGCAGCACCUCUCUGCAACCCAGAACCGCACUGGUUUACACAAAGCGACGCAUUGGCCCCUCAUUCCUUAUUGCAAGCAACAAAGACAACAGCAACCCCCCCUCCGCGCUGGCCGCGAUGCAGCAUUUACAGCACCACCAUUUCGCCCGACACGGAGGCAUGCCCGGCGUCCCCUUCGCUUCUGAUGCCGGGCAUGUCAUGUCGCCUCCGAAUCCAGAUGUCUUAUCAGGCGCGUUACUUCCCCGCGCAGAGGUUCAAGACUUUGGCCUCAGUCUCAACCUUAGCGCUGCCGCUACUCCUUUCACCCAUGGCCUCAAAGGAGUCAACCAAUAUCUGAACUACCUCCUGGCCAAUGUACUGGUCCUGUCGUUCAUGAUAUUGCUCGCCGGCACGCUCAUAUACAGAUGGAUCGGAAUGAUCCACAAGCACAUGCGGCAUCUGUUCACUAUGGGAGGGCAAAGGGAUCAGCGCUAUUUCAUGCAUAACCAUACCAAGGUGUGGCCGUGGAUCAAAAGAUACGUGCUCUACGCGCCUUUCUGGAGGGUGCGACACAAUCGAGAAUUCACUUUGUGGCAGAAACAGGUCACUGUCGGGACUCUGCCAUCGCGAUUCCAUUCCUUCCUCUUAUUCGUUUACUUGGCCUCGAACGCUGGAUACUGCGCCGCACUUGACUACACGCAGCCUUCGCCGAGCGUGGUCGCCGAAUUCAGAGGCCGUACCGGUGUUCUGGCUGCGCUUAACAUGAUUCCCACCAUCUUGUUCGCGCUUCGAAACAACCCCAUGAUCCCUCUGCUGAGAGUGCCCUACGACACUUUCAACUUAUUGCACCGAUGGACGGCACGCAUGAUGGUUCUGGAAAGUAUACUACAUACGAUUGCCUGGGGAGUAAAUGCAUGGAGCGCUGGUGGAAGCAAACAGCUUGAACUCUCCUUGAGUACCUCUGUGAGUUACAGUUGGGGUAUGGUGGGCUCGGCCGUAUUCACCUAUUUGGUGAUUGCAUCAUGUGGACCAAUUCGGCAUCAUUUCUACGAAUUCUUCAUUAACUCGCAUCGAAUUCUGGCCUUUCUCGGCAUUAUCGGAGUGUACGUUCACCUGGACGCGGCCAAACUGCCCAUGCUGCCGUACGUACAGCUCAGUCUGAUCUUCUGGGCCACUGAGCUGGUUGCACGGACCUAUCGGAUCCUGUAUUACAACUGGAGCCGAAAACGAGGUUGGACCAAAGUCACGAUCGAAUGGCUUCCAGCAGAAGCAUGCCGCGUGACUUACCAGAUCUCGAGGCCGUGGAAAUGGAGGCCAGGUGCACACGUACAUGCAUACCUGCCGUCAAUCGCGUGGGUAGGCAGCCAUCCUUUCUCAAUAGCUUGGGCGGAAAACAGGCCGCUACAUGCACCAGCAAUGGAGAUUGAAAUGGAGAAGCUCCCUCCGAUGACAACAGGAGUUUUCAGCGAUCAAGUCCGACAAAGUAUGUUGGCACGACAGAGCAUGAUGGGGCGCGUGCAGAUUCCCACGAAGCCCAUCACAUUGGCAGAGAUGGCGAACGUGGCAGAAGUCGCCCACAAGCCGGCAGAUGGCAAUGUUACGGUGACUGGCAACGCCAAAGUCACCAACAUUUCCCUCGUCAUUCGAGCGCGAGAAGGCAUGACAAGGAAAAUGUACGACAGGCUCCUCAAAAAUGACCGGCAGCCCAUAACAACGUGGGGCUUCAUGGAAGGGCCGUACGGCGGGCACGACUCGUUGUCCUCGUAUGGAACCGUAAUCCUGUUCGCUGGUGGCAUCGGCAUCACGCACGCAAUCGGCUACGUCCACGACCUGAUGUCCCAAUACGCGGCAGGAAUGUGCUCAACGCGUAAGAUAUUACUGGUCUGGUCAGUACCGAACACAGAAUGCCUGGAAUGGGUCCGAAUAUGGAUGGACCAAAUCUUGCGAAUGGAGCACCGAAGAGAGCUUCUUAAGAUCCAGCUCUUCAUUACGAAACCCCGGCACCGAGGAGAAGUCGUGUCGAGUACGGGCUCUGUGCAAAUGUUUCCCGGGCGCUGCCGGCCUCGCGCUGUGAUUGAGAAGGAAAUACCUGACAGAAUCGGCUCCGUCGGUGUCACCGUGUGUGGUCCAGGCGCGCUGGCCGACGAUGUGCGGGCGGCGUGUCGAGCACACGUGGAAGACGCGAGUUUGGACUUCAUCGAGGAAGCGUUCACAUAUUGAUUGCUUUGGAGCGAGCACCCGCAAACACCAGAACAUUUUUGUUUCAUCACAGCAUGAGCGGAACCUGACCAACUAGCUACAGGAUUUCUUACGACGUUACGGUGGGCAACACAAUGCCACGUUUUCUGCGCCAGCAAUUGAAUCUGGCUGGCUGCUUUCUGCGAAAGAUACCACUCUGCGCGCGCCUACAUUUGUGACUGCAUAGCGAAAGAAGGAGGACCAUUGGGCUGCAUUAGGCUAUUACCUUUAGUGUUUUUCAAUAGAUUCGAGCAGAGUAAAAGCAAGAAACCAUUUCACAAAC